Messenger RNA from Amphimedon queenslandica, 1050 nucleotides. RefSeq names its product jacalin-related lectin 23-like. Bases 1 to 1050 code for a protein of 349 amino acids. The transcript has a single exon. The record is from RefSeq and is a predicted model, not a curated record. Lineage: Eukaryota; Metazoa; Porifera; Demospongiae; Haplosclerida; Niphatidae.
AUGAAGAAGCUAAUAACAUUUACUAUACUUGGGCUCCUUCUAACUGCUUCUACAGUUACCUCGAAGGCUAUUUCUCUCACUGAUGCUGCCCCAGUUCAUGCUAAAGAUAGUCUAAAGUCUGCGGGCCAAACGGUCACGAGACCACUCACCAAAUCAGUUGCUUAUGGAGGAGAUGGAGGAACCCAGUUUGAUGAUAUAGCAGAGUUAGGCUCUACUAACAUUUACGGUGUACACUCAAUAAACAUCAGCUCUGGUGACCUUGUAGAUUCAAUUGAAGUCUUUUAUCUCCUCAAAAACAAAACGAUCAGAGGAGCCAGACACGGGAAAUCUUCCAAUCCUCCAGUUAACAUUGUACUAGAUCCACGAGAAGAAAUCGUAAAGAUUGAAGGUAGAAUUUAUAAUAGUCAGCUAGUAGGUCAAUUGACUAUUACUACAAUUGGACCGAGCUAUGUGAAAAAGACAUACGGGCCUUUUGGAAAAAUAGGAUCACUCUUCUUUGAACUUGAAGGACAGAUAAUAGGAUUUCAAGGACGCUCUGGCGACAGUUUGGAUCAAAUUGGAGUGUACAGUUUGGAGAAAAUGACCAAAAGCGAUCUAUAUGGCAGCACCAGUGCAUCUCCUUUUGAUGACAUAUCAGAUUUGGGCUACCCACCAAUCGUGUCACUAAAAAGCAUCAAUGUAUGGAGUAGGCCUGAAAUGAUACUAGCUAUACAAGCAGAGUAUCUCUUACUAGACGGUAGCACUCUUAAAGGAGGCAGGCAUGGAUUCUUGUAUACUGAUAACAUAACUACAAUUGCACUUGAAGCUGGAGAUCAGGUUAUAUCAAUGGAUGGGAUGAUUGCAACAAGCCAAUUAAAUCAGAACAAGUUUAUUGCAAAACUUUCAUUUACUGUAGCUAAAAGAAAUGGAGACAUAAUCAAGUAUGGACCUUUUGGAAAAUGGGGCAUCGAGGCUUUCAAUGUGCGUGGAAAUAUCAUUGGAAUAUAUGGAGAAUCAGGAUCAAAUAUAUACAAGAUUGGUGCAUACUAUGUAUCAGAACAACUUAGCUGA